This is a messenger RNA of Trypanosoma cruzi, 756 nucleotides long. RefSeq lists its product as uncharacterized. The record is from RefSeq and is a predicted model, not a curated record. The transcript has a single exon. NCBI's taxonomy places the organism in Eukaryota, Euglenozoa, Kinetoplastea, Trypanosomatida, Trypanosomatidae. The annotation marks the transcript as partial.
AUGAUGCAGCACGGGGUGCGCUGGAAGGCCGCAGCAAAUCUUGAAUUGUUGCUGGGAUCGGAGCAUCCGCCCGCCCGUAUUGUUCGGGACGUUACAAACGCCUCAGCAAAUAUUGAUGGUGCGGCUGUGGAUGCAAGAAACACGGUGAGUUUUAAGAACACGCUCUACUGCAAUCGACAGGACGCUGGCUACGUUGGCACAUGGCAGCGCCUGGCUGAAUACUACCGGUUUAUGUUUUCGAAAAUUCCUCUCUGGGAAAAGAGUGUCCAGCACGGUGAGAAAACGAAGGAAACGACGGAGGAUUCCGUGGCGAAAAACGAGGAGGAGGGGGAUGUUGAGGUGCCUACGCCUCACGAGAACGUUUUGCCGCCGACUUAUCGAGCGGUAGGCGUUCUUACGCAGACGAACAACCCGGGCGAUAUUGGAGGGGACCUCCUCCUUCCAUGGGAGUUUUAUCCGGUGACAGACAUUAACGAUGAAGAUGCCUACGCUGAGUGCAUCAAGGCCCUUUUGAGAGAAGCCCCAGUGGUCAAUGGAUUACUUCAUAUUGGGGCCGAGGAAGAAGACGAACUAGGGGCGGCAGGAGCCACGAUGGCAGCUUCGAACUUAAAUGCUUACAGCCGAAGUGACGGGAGGCUUUCGAUUUACACACGUCUGGUUCCUCAAUUUAGUGGCAUCUACCCAGGGAUGGCCGUUGGAAUUGUCGGCGACCCCUUCAAGCGUAGCUCGUCCGGCAUGUUGACUGGUGUUUUGGUG